CGAAAACCAACAACCUGCAUUCAUUUCGAUGGUUUACAUAUAACAUAAACGAGUUCUUGGUGUCCAUUUCAGUGUACGAAUAAAAGGAGCACAUUUGGAGCAAUCUUCAAACAUGAAAUUACAUCACCUCAGGAAAUCUGUAUCGUCAACUGUCAGAGCAAAUCAGUGCAUUUAAUAUUUCAGGAUUGACGGAGGGAAAUUAAAAGAAAGCUGAAAUCGCCUCGUCAGUUCGCAAAGCAACGCAGAGAAGCCAAAUUAUGCCACCGGAGAGGUGUUUCUCGAAUUAAUUCAUCUCCCAUCCCGUCGCUGGGCGAGCUCGCAAUCCGUACCGCUGCCGCGCCCGCCACUGGAGUAGAGAGAAAAAAAGGAAACGAACAAGUUGCAAAUUUAAAAACAUCUACAUUUUUGUUCACCGCACUCACGUCGUCGACCCUUUUCUGGUCACUGGUUCUCUGGAAGAAAAACAUGCUCGGACCGGGCCCUAAAAGUAUUUCAUUCCAUAAUAAAAGAUUGCGCUAAAGAUUGCAGCAGUGAAAAUAUCGGAAGAGGAGGCAGACCGGAGCCCUGAUGAUGCCAGCGAAAAAUUCGUUGCGAAAUUAAGGGAAACGGACGCUGGAUCCAGCGGAAAACAAGCACCAGCAAAGGAGAAUCUGUUUUUUCGUCUUCGGACGACGCAUUUUUUUCUCUUACUGCUGCAACUGAACAACAAGAGACACAGCCAAAGAAAAGAGCAACUACAAUACCGAAGAAGAAAAUUAUAUAAUGGACAAAUUUUUUGCAGCUGUAUCAUUAUUUCGUCGUCGAAAAUAUGAUGAGUGCAUCGAGGUGUGCAACGAGCUGCUGCAGAAUAAUGCCCUUCAUCAAGGUCCUUGGGAGCUGAAGAUGCGAUCUAUGACCCAGCGAGUGUACAUCGACGAUAUCGAAGCGGACGACGAUGUGCCAGGUACGGUGCUGUGCGCACGGAAUGUGUGGCACAAGUGUAAGGAGGACAAGGCAGGAUCCGAGGAUAUUUUAGAUACGCAAACUAUCGCAACGGCCCCUAGGCCGGGCACCUCGAUUCGAACAGCGGCCCUGAAUAACUCAACCAUUACAGGAAAGGCCUCAGCAGCUGGAACCCGACCGCGAACCGGCACUGGUAGACCGAUAACCGGCAUUUCUCGCCCGGGAACGCUUUCGCUGCAACGACCUGGAUCCACUUUGGGCAACAAGACUGCCCUGAAGACGUCACGUACCGCAGGAUCUGCAAGGAAUAUUCGACUCGGAUCGGCCUCGAUGUUUGCUGUGGGUGAUCCUACAGGGCCACUGUUUCACAUCUCUCGUUUACAUCCGGAAAAGUACGCCGAGAAGGAACACCUUUCGAAGCCAUUGUUUCAAUAUCUAUACUACCACGAAGGGGACAUUCGCAAAGCUAUGGGACUUUGCGAUGCAGUCCUGAAAUUGAAACAAUCUGCGGCCGGUUGGUGGUGGAAUACUCAGAAGGCUCGUUGUCUCAUAACAACUGGUAGUCCCCGAGAAGCAGAACAAUAUCUUAACACAGCUCUAGCUGAAAUUUAUCACCAAGACACGGUACUUCUUCUAGCGAGAAUCUACAUUAAAAUAGAUCAACCAACUGCGGCACUUGAAGUGUGUAAGACCGCUCUCGAAAAGCUCCCGAACGAUGUCACCAUCCUUACCCAGCAGGCCAGAAUUCUGGAACUGGUAGGCAACCUAACGGCGUCGGUACGCCGCUAUCGACAAAUCUCCCAACUGGAUUCGAUGAACACCGAAGCGUUGGCAUGCAUUGCUGUCAGUUAUUUCUACGGUAAUCAACCGGAAACUGCUUUGUUGUACUAUCGAAGAAUUCUGUCGAUGGGUGCGCAUAGUGCUGAGCUCUAUUGCAACAUUGGACUCUGCUGUCUGUACGGAGGCCAACUGGAUUUGGUCUUUCCCUGCUUUCAACGGGCCAUUCGAAUGGCAACAAGUCCGGAGCUUAAAGCCGAUAUUUGGUACAAUCUGAGCUUUGUAGCGUUGACAACCGGGGAUGUCCAUUUAGCUCGGCGAUGUUUACGUCUCUGCAUUGCCACCAAUGGCAGCCACGGACCCGCACUGAACAACAUGGCCGUGAUGGUUGCCCAUCAAAAACAAUAUGCAAAAGCUAAAUCGUAUCUGGUUUCCGCAAAAGUUGCUCUACCGACUAGUGAGGAGAUUUCGGCCAAUCUAGAAUUCAUCGAAAACUUUGAGUAGAAGUGAAAUAAAUGAACUUCAUUAUUUGAUAUUCAUAAAAAGAAGUCAGUUUCCUCGCGAAAACA
Wyeomyia smithii (pitcher-plant mosquito) is the source of this 2288-nucleotide messenger RNA. RefSeq names its product tetratricopeptide repeat protein 8 (gene BBS8). NCBI's taxonomy places the organism in Eukaryota, Metazoa, Arthropoda, Insecta, Diptera, Culicidae. The transcript is spliced from 5 exons. The coding region runs from base 763 to 2223 and encodes 486 amino acids. The record is from RefSeq and is a predicted model, not a curated record. Gene Ontology annotation, cellular component: BBSome; non-motile cilium; ciliary basal body. Gene Ontology annotation, molecular function: protein binding. Gene Ontology annotation, biological process: non-motile cilium assembly.